Messenger RNA from Drosophila subobscura, 1595 nucleotides. RefSeq lists its product as uncharacterized. The transcript has a single exon. The coding region runs from base 77 to 1324 and encodes 415 amino acids. NCBI's taxonomy places the organism in Eukaryota, Metazoa, Arthropoda, Insecta, Diptera, Drosophilidae. The record is from RefSeq and is a predicted model, not a curated record.
CAGUCGUAUUCUUUGUGUCAGUCGGUCUCCGGAUCGGUUGCCAAUCAGUUGACGUGUGUGACCCCGCGAACGCACCAUGCUGAAUGGAAAGUUCUACACGGGUCUGCCCCCCAAGAUGGUGGAACGGCAGGGGGCCAAGGUGUACGAUCGCCAGGAGUCGCACUUCUUCUGGCCGGACGACUCCCAGCUCGACUCGGCGGUCGAGACGCGGGUCAAGCGUCGCAACAGCCUACAGCUGGAGCAAUCGCGACCGAGUUAUGGCUCCGCCAUUCAGCGACAGUCUUCCACACAGGAUGCGGCACCCGAGGUGGACACCCGUCGCAUGUUUCACAAGGAAUUUGCCAGCUCCUCCAUCGAGUUCUACGACAACCUGCAGCCCAGCAAGGAUAAUCGUCCCUCUCUGAGGCGAAACAUGCGUCGAGAGGUGACCCCAAAGCUGACAGAAGUUGCGCCCUACAGGGGCAACCUUCCAUUGCUCAGCACCCAUCCGGAGGAGGACCCCACCUGUGAGCGACGCAAGCAGGCGUACAGCUCCACGAUACAGUUCUACGAUUACGUCAACCAAGACGACUGCCACACGCCCACCCAGAACAACGCCAGGCGACCCAAAAUGGACAUGAACGACAAGCGUGAGGUGGAACUCAACUCCAAGAACAGUCCCAAGCUUCAGGUGAAGCGGAAUGUGCGCAGCCUCAGCGUGGAGGUGGAGCCGAAGGUCACAAAGAAGCCGCUGAACGACAGUCGCCCCGACUGGCAGCCCGAAAGCCGACGUCGUCCCGUCCUGCCCCUGCAAGGGUCAGUGCCCAAGCGAAUCCUUAAGCAGGCACCGCCCGAGGAUCUGGACUGGAUGGACAGCGGACUCCGGCGGCUGCAGCUGCGAAGUCCUGGGCUGCGAAAGAAACAUGUCACCUACAAUGAGGAGGCCGACGAGUAUGCCUACUACGAUGACAGAGGCAGAGACAGAGACAGAGACGAGGCACCUCAGCAGCCAAAUAUGCCGACCGGAAGUCGGGAACAGUCAGAGCAGCGAUCGUAUAUGGAAACUAGUCGCACGAAGCCAUUAAAUAAUUAUAAUAAGAGUAUACACAAUAAUAACCACUCCGCCAGCAGCACCAGCGCACGGAAAAUCUUGCCGAAAUCAUCGUUGCCAGAGGCAGGGGCCACGGGGGAUGAGGCGGUGUCCCCCGACCCACGCAAACACCUGCGGAGCAGCCUCUGCUUCAACGGCGACGCUCUCAUUGUGGGCACCCAGUCGUCAUCCGCCGAUUCGCAGGCGCGCCGAAGCUCGGCUCGACAGCGAAUCAGCGUGGGACUGCCAGACUGACAAAGAGAAGAAAGAGCAAGAAUGGGAGAGGGGAGCAAGAGAGAGAACUUCGAAUGCAUAUGGCAGAUAGCAGAUGGCAGGGUAUUUACAUUAACGAUCAUCUGCUAAACUUUGACUUCACCCACAGGCGAAUCAUUGAGUUGAUUUAUGCACGAACCAACCUUGAUCUUGACUAAUCUAUGAGCAGAGGCAGCAGCAGCCGCAGUGCCCAGAUGUAUUAAUUUAGUUAAUAAUGAAUGGAAAUAUGCUAAUAAACUGAUGUAUAACCCAA